Molecule: messenger RNA, 9132 nt
Organism: Haliotis rufescens (red abalone)
Lineage: Eukaryota; Metazoa; Mollusca; Gastropoda; Lepetellida; Haliotidae
Product: early endosome antigen 1-like
Exons: 40
Coding region: 81-4385 (1434 amino acids)
Biological process (GO): endocytosis
Cellular component (GO): early endosome
Molecular function (GO): metal ion binding; 1-phosphatidylinositol binding
Source: RefSeq, a predicted model, not a curated record
UGGCGAAUGACAAAAACAUCCGGUUAGCUUGAGGGAGGAAGUGGGCAGACACGGAGUUGUGUUAAACACCGGCUUCAAAAAUGUCUGUCUUUAAGAGAUUUCGCGGAAAGAAGGACACUAACACUGAGCAGGAUUCAUCCCCAACCCUUGCCAGCCGCUUUUCCUUCCCCAGUUUCAAUCGCACACAGUCACAAUCCCAGCCCGUUGAAGCAGAAUCUCCCAGCAUCGAUGAAGCACAGGGCUUUCUGUGUCCCAUGUGUAUGCAGUCGCUCAGGUCAGCUGAGGCGUUGCAGAUGCACUUUGACAUAGAGCACGGCGAGACGGAUCAACUCAAGGACCAGGGAGAGGGCUUCCUCUGCCCGAUCUGCAAGAAGUCGUUGUCCUCCCCCGAGGAACUGACGGAACACUACCAGUCAAUCCACGAGAGCCCGGGGGGACCCACAGAGAAUAGAAACAGGAGAGAUGGUGAUGUGUUGGCCCUGAGACAGGAGAUCGAGGACCUGAGGGCGUCCCUGAAGGAGGAGAAGUGGUACACUGAUGAACUCAAGAGGGAGCUGGAGAAGCAGCAGCAGAACGGAGAGGUUCCUGAUGCCCUGUCUGCCGAGACAAAGAAUGAGCUGGAAUUGUUGCGGAUGCAGCUGAAAGGCUCAGAAGAGAGUAGAACCCUCUUGAGUUCCGAGGUGCACCACCUCCAGGCACAGAUGUCAGAGGUCACAGGUCAACUGACGGCUGUGAAGGAGGAGAAGGGGAGGAUUGAACAGAAGACAGCGCAUCUGGCUGGUGAAAUGGUGAGUGUGAAGGCCAAGGCUGAUGAGAGCGAAGGUCAGAGGGCAGCGCUGGAGGACCACAUCCGGACACUGAAGGUUCAGCUGGAUGAGAAGGAUAGCUAUGUUAGAAGUGUGGAGUCCCAGUUGUCCCAGAGGCCCGGGGCUGAUGAUGUUCUGGUGCUGAAGCAGGAACUCAUCAGUGUUCAGACUCUGAUGGACAAGAUGACUCUGGAGAGGGAGAAGGAGAAGGAUGACCUGGAGCGGGACUACAAGGCCCUGAAGGAGAAGUACCAGGAAUCUGAUGUGAAGAUGAAGGAGCUGAAAGUUGAGCUGGAGAAGGCGCCCAAACUGGAGGAGGUGGCACACCUUCAGACUGCUCUGAGUGAGCGAGACUCAGGAUCUCAGCACCUGACCUCCAGUCUGCAGCAAAAGGAAUCCGAGAUCAGAGACCUCAUUGAGCACAAGGCGAAGCUGACCCAGCAGCUUGAGGAUGUGAGACUGGCAUCGGGGGACCAGCAGACAGCCAUCAGCAAGAUGCAGGACGACUACACCAGUCUGGAGGAGGAGAAGCGCAACCUGGAAAACAAACUGCGCACCACCGAGGCCAACAUCGCAGAACUCGGACAGGAUCUUGAUAAGCUGCAUGGCAAGCUGGAAGAGGUGCAGCUGCAGCUGACAGAAAGAACCAGUCAGCUGUCUGAGCUGCAGUCUGCCCUGGAUGAGAGAGAGGCUAAGAUUAGCCAAUCAGAGCAGGAGAACCAGAUGAGGACUGGGAAGCUUUCUGAGGUUGGGGAGGAUCUUAUCAAGACUCGCAAGGUUGUGCAGGAGAAGGAGAAGGCCUUGGCAGAUCUCCAGAAGCAGCUGUCCGAGUCCAAGUCCGACUUCCAAGACCAGCUCCACCAGAAGGAGCAGCUGGUCAACGACCUCAAACUCAACCUGGAGAAGAUGGAGGCAGCUGUGGAGACUAAGGUGUCGGAGAUCAACGACCUCAACCAGCAGCUAACACAUGUACACAAACAGUACGAGGAUGAGGUGCAUGUGUGUGACGAAAUGCGGGGGGAGCUGAGAGACACCCAGGCUAAACUGGAGGAGGAAUCAAGGAGGGGAGAGUCCAGAGAGAGUCAGUGUGCGGAGCUUGAGGGUCAGCUACAGCAGCUGAAGGAGGGAGUACAGAGACUCGAGACGGAGAGGGGAGACCUCUUUGCCAAGAUUGAGGCUGGUGAGGGAGUGAGUGAAGCCAUGAACCAGCUGAAGCAGGAAAACGCAAGUCUGCAAGAGAAGAUCAAAGAACUCCAAGAAAACCUGCAAUCUCAAACAGGGGAGAGUUCAAGCAAACAGGAAGCACUUCAUAAGCAAAUGACAGAGUUGAAAGGUCAGCUUCAGACAGAGCAGGACAAAUGUCAGAAGCUACAGUUGACGGUGGAUGAGAGGACGGAGAGGAUGAAUGCGUCUCAGCAGAAGCUGCAGCAAACAGAGGCUGAUCUCAAGACCAAGAAUGAGCUGCUGUUGGCUGCAGAGGCCGCCAAGACGAGUCAGAGGACCGACCUUGAGAACCACAUCAAGACUGCCCAGAAUGUUGUGGAGGAACGGAACACAGAGCUCGCCACACUACGGAACACGCUAGAACAGACUCAGGCGGAGUUGUCAGCGAAGAAGGACAAGAUCGUGGAGCAGGAGGGGCACCUGAAGGAGGAAGGGGAGAAACUGACCCACAGCAACAAAACUAACAACGCCCUGGAGAGGGAGCUCAAGGAGAAGAAAGACUUCCUGGCUGGUUUACUGAAGGAUAAGAAGGGAGUGGAGGACAGCCUGGCCAAGACAAAGAAGUCGCUGGAGGAGGUCACAAGCCAGAAACUACAGACAGAAAAAGACCUUGAAACUGCAAAAGCAGCUCACAGCAAAGAAGUAUCUAAACUUCAAAAGAAGAUGGAGAAAGACUCUGCUAGUUCUAACAAGUCUAGAGAGGACUUGCAGAAGCAGGUAACUGCUCUGACCGAGGAGAGGAACAAAGUAAGAGAAGAAAAGAUUGACGUUUCCACCGAGCUAGCAGAUCAUCUCGGCCAGCUGAAGACAAAGGAGCAGGAGUUAUCUGCCCUUAGGCAGAAUCUGGAGACUCUCAAGGCACAGAAAGAGGCAGAUGUUGGCAGUUUGAAGACAGAAAAUCAACAAAAAGCUGAAGAGUUCAAGCUGAAACUGUCCACCAUGGAGGAACUGCUGGGAGUGGAGCAGGAAUCUGUGAAAGCAAAAACAUCUGAGAUUGUAGAUUUGAACAAGAAGAUCAGUGAUCUGGACAGUAGUUGCACAGAGCUUGAUGGUGUGAAGACAGAUCUCCAGAGGCAGCUGACUGAACUAAAGAACCAGCUCAACAUACAGAUUACUGAGAAGACCAGUGUACAGAAGGACAUGCAGGAGAGUGUGGCCAGCAAGGAGAGGGAGAACACCGACCUGCAGACACAAGUACAGACCCUGACCGGCAAGUCUGGGGCCCUGGAGAAGAGUGUGGAGGAGUUGCGGACGUCGCUGCGUGAGGGGGAGGAGAAGCAGAAGCAACUGCAGGAGGAGAUAGCCAAGGCCAGGGACAGGGAGAAGGAGCUCAACAACUCCUUCGAGGAACUUAGCGAGGUGCGGACGGCCAUGAAUGGUCAAAUGCUGAAGUUGGACACAGAGCUGAAGGAGACAACAGCCGUCAGAGACCAGCUGCAGAAGCGGAAGGACUCCCUCGAGGAAGAGUUGUCUGCCCUGAAGAAGGCGUUCGAGGAGACGAAGGAAGCAUGUGUGUCAUACAAGAAGGACCGAGAGUCCAUGAGGGAACAGUUACAGACAGAACAGGAACAGAAGAAACAGGAGGUGUCAAGUCUGGAGGAAGCCAAGCAGAUCCUCAUCAACCAGAAGCUGGAGAUUCAGGGCAAACUGGAUUCCUUCGAGGAGCUGCUUGCACAGACGAAGAAUGAAACUGAGAAUGUGAAGUCCGAAUCCACCAAUAUUCAGCAAAUGCUGAGAGAGGAAAACUCAAGUCUUCAGACAAAACUGGCUACUGAGCAACAAGGACGAGAGACGUUGCAGAAGCAGAAGGAUGAGGAUGAGGCUCGGUAUGAGAUGCAGCUGUCUGUGCUCAACGAAAACUUGACCACUGUCCGGUCAGACCUGACGGUCAACCAGCAGAAUGUGGAGGACCUCACCAGGAUCAACGACGAGCUGAGGGGGGAGAAGCUAGAACUGGAAGCCAAACUGGAAAACAAUAAUGAAGAAAGAAGGAUGCUUGUUGACAGGUGCUUGACCAGUGAGAAGGAGUGCGAGAAGUUGAGGGAGAAAGUGACGGAAACGCGACGGAAGUUAGAUGAUACCCAGGCUGCCCUGCAUGAACUAGGCCGAGAGAACCAGUCACUCCAGAUCGUGAGCACAAAGGUACAGAACAGGAAGUGGGCGGAUGACAGCCAGGUGAUGGAGUGCAUGGGGUGUAACAAGGCCUUCUCCAUGACUGUGCGCAAGCACCACUGUAGGAACUGUGGCAACAUCUACUGCAAUGAAUGCUCCCAGAGGACGGCCACUGUGGCAGCCUCCAAGAAGCCGGUGAGAGUCUGUGAAACCUGCUACAAUGAAGUGGUGAACAAGAGGUGACGCGGCAGCCACUGACAUCCUCUCAAAGAAUCCUCAGGCGUGAUCAUGUGUUGCAGCCACCGAACAACCAGUAAUAUUCAUAUGAUUCUGGUUGACAUGAUACCAAAUAUAUUCCUAAAUUGGAAAGGAAUGUCACUGACAAGUAUUGUUUUUUGAAGACUUAAUAUAGUGUUUUUGCUAGGGCUGGGAUGAUACACCAACUAUGCAAACUGAAACGUAUCACGAUACUUGCAUGUGCUCUUUUCUGCGUGAGCCCUGGUUUUCAUAGACAGGAUGGCCAAAUUCCUGGCACACUAUCAAUCUUACAGUUGGCAGUGUCAAGUAUGGCGCAGUGGAUGAAAAUAUUUACGUUUUCACUACUCAAUUUCACUAGUAAUUAGUGUUUGGUGUAACAUUUAAUAAGAAUACUUUAAGGUAAAAAUCAAUACUUUUUCCUUUGUGUGCGAUUGUCAUCGAUACUUGUAUCGAGAAUUAAAAUAUCGCGAUCCACCGAUGCAUUGGUGUAUCGUUCCACUACUAGUUUUUGCAGGACGAGUGAAGUCAGUAUUGUUGAUGAAGAUUGUGUAUUAAGAGUCCAUUGCACUGCUAUUAGGGCUGGGACGAGUCCAAAUUUACUACCCGGGUACCCACCCUCCAAUUACCCAACCCUACCCGGGUGCCCACUGUAGGUCUCAAGAGAUACUAAAUAUCUGUUUGGAAUUUUUUUACCACAGCACUUGCAAAAUGUAUUUAGAUACAUGUAUUAAACAAUCUGGUCAUGCAUACACUGAAGAUGACUUAAGUUACACAUAGUUGUACAUGUAUCUUUAUUCAACCAUAUGAAAAGUCAGAAGGUAUGGGUGCAUAGUCAGAAAGAAAUGCGAAUAUUAGUGACUUGUAGUGUAACCAUAGAGUUCUAGAUAAUUUUUGUCAUUAAACAAUAUAUCACGUGACUAACCACGGGUCCGGGUAGGCCUGUGGGUACCCGGGUCCUACUCAGUACCCACCCGAUCCGGGUACCCGAGUUACCCGUCUCAGCCCUAACUGCUAUGUCACUUGCAGGUAGUGGAGGUUGUUGAACAUGUAGUUGAAUCUACAGACUUGAGAUGUGUGAAGAUGAUGUGACCGAACUCCUGUUCUAAGUUAUUUUUUAAUAUCUAACUGGGCCAUAAUGAAUUAAUAACGUGAUAAUUAUGAUGGGCAACUUUCAACUAACAUAUGAUAAUUUGUCACAACAAACUGCCUCUUUUUGAAACUUCUAAGCAGGGGUAAGAAUCUUCCGCGGAUCCGGGAAUUUCUACAAUUUAGUGACCACAAAUUUGUUAAAAUCUGAUGGCUUCCUUCAUAAACAGCCCAAUUUAUGGACCACGCUCCAUUGCUAAUAAGUUUCAGCUGAAAAGGAAAAUAUCCAUUCUCAUUCCUGUAUGAGAUUUCUUUUCCCUAGAAUGAUUCUUUCAAGAAAAUUAAAAACAAAAUGUCUCAGACCUGCAAACUAUGUCUAAAAGAACAAUGGCUUAAGAUUUAGGAAUUAAAUCAUUGUGGCAUUAGUCUCUUUCUUGAACACAACCAUCGUCACUGUUGCAGUCUUUGACCAAGAUUUGCUGAUUAAUACUGUAUUCUACGUAAUAAGCGCCCAGGGCACUCUCAAAAUUAGAAAUAGGGGGCUCUUAUUAGAAUAUUAUUUUGGUUAAAAAACAGAGUUGAAAGAUUGUAAAUUUCGUGGUUUAUACUGACAGCCUGAAAUGUUAAUGUACGACAGAUAUAUUUUUCCAGUAUGUAAUUGUCCACAAUUAAGGGUUCAUAUAAACACGCAAGUGAGUAUUAUUCAUGAAUAAAUAAGUCUUGUGUACAUUGAUCAAUCAGAAGGGGUGCUAAUUGGGAUUGUUCCCUAGCCAAUAUAUUAGCAAAUAUAGCCAUGGGCGCUAAUUAGAGCGGGGAGCUUAUUACGUCGACUACGGUAAGUCCUGAUGAAGAAACUAUCAGUCUGUAAGUCACUUUCAGAAAGCCCCUACCAUGCUGUUAUGAGUUGAGGUUAGAUAGUAAAUGUUUAUCCCAUGUAGGUUAGGAAAUGAAGGAUGUCGUUCUGAAAUAGCCAAGCAAAGGGAACCAUUCCAGAAGUUACUGUCUUGAAUUCCAAUUCUGUUGGAAGUCCUGUUAUCCCUGGCUGCUACAUUCCUCAGUAUUCUGCUCUUAAAUGUAACUAUCCUGACCUGCAUGAAUCCCAAGUACUCAUGUGAGGGUCGAUCUUACGACAGAACAUCAAAAAAUGGCUGCUACAACUCUCAUACGACACACCUACAACUCUCAUACGACACACCUACAACUCUCAUACGACACAGCUACAACUCUCAUACGAUACACCUACAACUCUCAUGUGACACAGCUACAACUCUCAUUCUACACAGCUACAACUCUCAUAGGACACACCUACAACUCUCAUAGGACACACCUACAACUCUCAUACGACACACCUACAACUCUCAUAGGACACACCUACAACUCUCAUAGGACACACCUACAACUCUCAUACGACAAACCUACAACUCUCAUAGGACACACCUACAACUCUCAUACGACACAGCUACAACUCUCAUACGACACACCUACAACUCUCAUACGACACACCUACAACUCUCAUACGACACACCUACAACUCUCAUAGGACACACCUACAACUCUCAUAUGACACACCUACAACUCUCAUACGACACACCUACAACUCUCAUGUGACACAGCUACAACUCUCAUUCUACACAGUUACAACUCUCAUAGGACACACCUACAACUCUCAUAGGACACACCUACAACUCUCAUACGACACAGCUACAACUCUCAUACGACACACCUACAACUCUCAUAGGACACACCUACAACUCUCAUACGACACACCUACAACUCUCAUACGACACAGCUACAACUCACAAACGACACACCUACAACUCUCAUACGACACACCUACAACUCUCAUACGACACAGCUACAACUCUCAUUCUACACAGCUACAACUCUCAUACGACACACCUACAACUCUCAUUCUACACAGCUACAACUCUCAUACGACACAGCUACAACUCUCAUACGACACAGCUACAACUCUCAUACGACACACCUACAACUCUCAUUCUACACAGACCCAUUAAUGUGGCAUCAGAUUGUCAUCCUACUUGUCUCACUUCAAACCCAGGAACCAUUUUCUUCAGGAGCCAUGACAGCUAUUAGUAAUUAUUAUUUGAAACUGUAAAAUUACUUGUUCAAGAAUUGAAGUCACAAAUUUGCAUUUGGGCUUAUGUGUUGAAAAUAGGCAUGAAAAAUAAGUGACACAUUGAAUGCCGUCCCUGAAGCAGCUAUGUGUUCCUCGUCUACAGUUGUGUUCCGACUGUUUCCAUUCCUUACAUUCCGUUAUGAAUGUUAACCCAAUAGCUUGUAAAGAUUGUGUUGUAUAACCUGCAUAUCUUAAACUGCAUAUCAUAUACACCCAACUGGAUGCUUUAUCGUCCUCGAGUAUCUUGUGUGUUAUAAUGCAUUUCUGUAUUGAUAUGUGCCAUGGACACAUUUGCCACCUCAGCUUUGAUUUUGAAGUAACAUCUUCUUACUCUCUCCUAUCACUAACUUUGCCCAGAAUUUCAAAUUCACUGUCUGGUACGAGUGAGUCCUUGAUAAUAUUAUGUUCAGUUAAAUCAGGAUACUGCAAUAAGCAUGGUAAGUGAUUUUUUUCCUUAAAAAGUUGUUUCCACAAGUAUUUAAGCAGGGAAACAGCCCUUAUGCCACAAGGCAUCCCUAGUAAUUUGAAUUGAUGAUGUCAGGUCAUUUCGCACCGAGUUAUUUGGGCUCAAUAUGAAGCUUUGGUGGAGAAUCAGUCAAGGAUAUUUAUCAUGAUAGAAUGGCAAUAUAGCAUCCUGGAUUAUCGAGGAUGAUGCUUGACAGGUAUAUAAUACCCUGGAUUAUCAAGGAUGAUGCUUGGCAGGUAUAUAACACCCUGGAUUAUCAAGGAUGAUGCUUGACAGGUAUAUAACACCCUGGAUUAUCAAGGAUGAUGCUUGACAGGUAUAUAACACCCUGGAUUAUCAAGGAUGAUGCUUGACAGGUAUGUAACACCCUGGAUUAUCAAGGAUGAUGUUUGACAGGUAUAAAUCCGGUGCAGUGAAAAUCAGUUUUGUUUUGACCUGCUUGUCCAGGAACCCAGUCUAGGCACCUACUGUUGGGGAUGGCUACAAAAUACAAGGGGACAAAACUUAGUACCGAUGAUUCGGUAAUCAAGACAAAUUCUCUGAGAAUGAUACCAUCCCAAUGAUACUGUGAUCAUAUGUUGAAUUAUUUGCUCUUGCAAAACAGUGAAUUGAAGUAAUAUCUUGUUAAUCUUGAUACUGAUUUGUCUUCAAAUGUAUUAUAUCCUAUGAUGUAUUGAGUGAGUUAAAAUUUUACAUCCCAUCUAUGAUGUACUGAAUUAUUUUGAAUUUUGUGUUCCUGGAAAUGAAUCGGUAUAUGAAUAUAUGAGUGGAUGGCUUACAUGUAUAGAUAGAUGAAUUGUGGUGGACGAUAAAUCUUAAGUAACUGAUCCAAGAAGUUGUACGAAGUAGGUUUCCAGAUACAUGUACGCUUAAAGUCCAUGUUAUCCCUGUGUAGCUUAUAGUACAUACACUUAGUUCAUCAUAAUCAUGUACCGUAUUCGAUGUAAUGAGCACCCAGGGCGCUCUCAAAAUAAGAAAAAGGUGGCUCUUAUUAGGCCUGAACUGUUUAUAUACGACAGAUAUAUUUUUCCUGAAUUUAA